Molecule: messenger RNA, 3217 nt
Organism: Xenopus tropicalis (tropical clawed frog)
Lineage: Eukaryota; Metazoa; Chordata; Amphibia; Anura; Pipidae
Gene: dvl2
Product: dishevelled segment polarity protein 2
Biological process (GO): ciliary basal body organization; cilium assembly; intracellular signal transduction
Cellular component (GO): cytoplasmic vesicle; cytoplasm; cilium
Source: RefSeq, marked provisional
GCGGGUAGUACGGGAGGCCGGGGCUUGGGGUUGCGCUAGGCCGCAGGAUGGCGGAGACUAAAGUCAUUUACCAUCUGGACGAGGAGGAGACCCCGUACCUGGUGAAGGUUCCGGUCCCGGCCAAUGAGAUCCGCCUGCGGGACUUCAAGGCUGCGCUGGGCCGGGGCCACGCCAAAUAUUUCUUCAAGGCCAUGGACCAGGACUUCGGGGUAGUUAAGGAGGAGAUAUCGGAUGACAAUGCCAAGCUGCCCUGCUUUAAUGGCCGUGUGGUGUCGUGGCUCGUGUCCUCCGAGACCUCCCAGACGGAUUCUGCCCCCCCAGCUGCAGAGGUCCGACCCGACCCACCCCCUGUCCCACCCCCUGUGCCGCCGCCCCCCGCAGAGAGGACCAGUGGUAUUGGAGACUCGCGGCCUCCCUCCUUUCACCCCAACGUGUCGGGCAGCACCGAGCAACUGGAUCAGGACAACGAGUCUGUAAUCUCCAUGCGCAGAGACCGGGUCAGGCGCCGAGACAGCACCGAGCAAGGUGUUGCCAGGGGGGUGAAUGGACGGGCAGAGCGGCACCUCUCGGGGUACGAAUCCUCCUCGACGCUUCUGACCAGUGAGAUUGAGACGAGUAUCUGUGACUCGGAGGAGGACGACGCUAUGAGCAGGUUCAGCAGUUCCACGGAGCAGAGCAGCGCAUCCCGCCUCCUGAAGCGCCACCGGCGCCGCCGCAAGCAGAGACCCCCCCGCCUGGAGAGGACCUCCUCCUUCAGCAGCGUCACCGACUCCACCAUGUCCCUCAACAUCAUCACCGUCACGCUGAAUAUGGAGAAGUACAAUUUCCUGGGCAUCUCUAUCGUGGGGCAGAGCAACGAGCGCGGUGACGGGGGCAUUUAUAUUGGCUCCAUAAUGAAGGGCGGAGCCGUGGCAGCCGACGGGAGGAUUGAACCCGGGGACAUGUUGCUGCAGGUCAAUGACAUCAAUUUUGAGAAUAUGAGCAACGACGAUGCUGUUCGUGUCCUUAGGGAUAUUGUCCAUAAGCCGGGGCCUAUUAUCCUGACCGUGGCCAAAUGCUGGGACCCUUCCCCACAGGGCUACUUCACUCUCCCCCGCAACGAGCCCAUCCAACCGAUUGACCCUGCUGCCUGGGUGUCCCACUCGGCUGCACUUAGCGGAUCGUUCCCAGUGUACCCCGGCAGCGCCUCCAUGAGCAGCAUGACCUCCAGCACCUCUGUGACUGAGACCGAGCUUUCCCACGCACUCCCGCCGGUGUCGCUCUUCAGCCUCUCUGUACACACGGACUUGGCUUCCGUCGCGAAGGUCAUGGCCUCCCCGGAGUCCGGCCUCGAGGUCCGAGAUCGUAUGUGGCUCAAAAUCACCAUUCCCAACGCUUUCCUGGGCUCAGACAUGGUAGACUGGCUGUACCACCACGUGGAGGGCUUCCAGGACCGGCGGGAGGCGCGCAAGUUUGCCAGUAACCUGCUGAAGGCCGGGCUCAUUCGCCACACGGUGAACAAGAUCACCUUCUCGGAGCAGUGUUACUAUAUCUUCGGGGAUCUCACCGGCUGUGAGAACUACAUGGCCAACCUCUCUCUAAAUGACAAUGAUGGAUCCAGCGGUGCCUCCGACCAGGACACUUUGGCCCCUCUGCCUCUCCCUGGGGCCUCCCCGUGGCCCCUACUCCCCACCUUCUCCUACCAGUACCCAGCCCCCCACCCGUACAGCACCCAGCCCCCCGCCUACCAUGAGUUAUCCUCCUACAGCUACGGCAUGGGCAGCGCCGGCAGCCAGCACAGCGAGGGGAGCAGGAGCAGCGGCUCCAACCGCAGCGACGGGGGGCGGGGCACGCAGAAGGACGAGCGCUCGGGGGUAGUCGGGGUGGGCGGGGGGGAGUCUAAGUCGGGAUCUGGAAGUGAGUCGGAAUACUCCACCCGCAGCAGCAUAAGGAGAAUAGGGGGUGGGGAGGCUGGCCCCCCCAGCGAGCGCUCCACUUCAUCGCGGCCUCCACUUCACCAUCCACCCUCGGUCCAUUCCUACGCGGCCCCCGGCGUCCCCCUCUCCUACAACCCCAUGAUGCUCAUGAUGAUGCCCCCCCCACCGUUACCUCCGCCUGGGGCGUGCCCUCCGUCGUCUUCUGUUCCACCCGGAGCUCCGCCCCUUGUGCGGGAUCUAGCGUCUGUUCCCCCGGAGCUAACUGCCAGCCGCCAGUCGUUCCACAUGGCCAUGGGCAACCCCAGCGAGUUCUUUGUGGAUGUCAUGUGACACUAAGGGGCCGUUAGUGCCCUUCCUACCCCCCCCCCCGGGCUCUGUACGUACAAUCAGCGUUUAUAUGGUCACACUUACAUUUCAGCCUAGGGCAGGGAUGCCCCUUGCUCACUACAUGGACCCGGGCUCUCCUGAAGGGGGCAAUAAACCCAGAAGGAUUAUGGGAAGCCCACCACAAAGGGGACUAUCGAUACGAUGCUAUUCCAGCAAGGGGUACGGACUAUCCCCGCCUUUGCUUUUCUUAUUAUGGGAGAAAUUAAGCUUUUUUUUUUCUUUCCUCCUGUUUAUGUUGACACUAUAGUUAGUCGUGAUGUCAUAGCCCGGUGACAUCACUCAGAGGGGCGUUGGCUAAACUCUAUAACAGUAGGGUCUUACUCUAACCCUGUUUGUAGGAAGAGAACGUAAGGAAAUAGUUGAAACGAACAAAUUCUGAACUCUGAUGUCACCCAUCAGUGACCUCAUUGGUGACAUCAUAACCUCUGUCUGUUACUAAACACUAAAACUCCGAGGGGUCCGCUGUACGCUCCUAUCUACACGCACACGUAUGUAUCUCUACACAGACGGUACUUGCCCCGCAGGGUGCAGUGAUAAUGAAGUAUGUUUAUCCGUGUAUGUUAAUAAUGUGCCCCCCUGGGGGCAGGAAGGGGGGGGGGGGGCAGCCUUUCUGCCCCACGAGACACUGCUUCUCUGUUACCAAUAGACAUUUCUUUGUAUUUUUACACGUAAAGCUGUCGCUGUGAAACAGACUCCACCCCCAAACCCCCCCAUUCUGGCGCCGUCGGUGCCUUGUCAGACCAACCAAUGAAUGCCUUAGUGUUGGGCCCAGAUGGGGGAGGGAUUGUGGCCCUCUGGCUCUGCCCCGGGGGCAAAUUAAGUGCCUCGGUUACUUGCCUCUUAUUGUAUUUAUUACUUUUUUUUAGUGCAUAAACCUCAGUAAUAAAGGAAAUAAACCUUGUGUUUUAUAGCAA